This is a messenger RNA of Ruditapes philippinarum (Manila clam), 1515 nucleotides long. RefSeq lists its product as uncharacterized. Gene Ontology annotation, molecular function: N-acetyltransferase activity. The record is from RefSeq and is a predicted model, not a curated record. The transcript is spliced from 2 exons. The coding region runs from base 262 to 918 and encodes 218 amino acids. Lineage: Eukaryota; Metazoa; Mollusca; Bivalvia; Venerida; Veneridae.
ACUGUCCCACUCUUUUUAUACAUUGUACAUAACCGGUAUUUUCCUGUGAAUAAUAAUAGGUUAUUUAUGUAGGUCACUUGGUUAUUUGAUAAUACCUGCACUCCAGUUAACGCACUUUGUAUGUAUUGGUAUACGAUUUAAAGCUGACACAUUUUUAACAAGAUAUGGUAAAAAUUGUUUUACAACAGCUUUAAAUCAGUGUUUAUUAAAAAUUGCACGGCUCUAAAACUGGCGGAAAAUUUGAGUUUAAAGGAAUUGACGAUGGAACAGAUACAGACAGCAUUUGAUAAAUCGUCAAGCAAAUUCAAAGAACCGGGAGUCAAGUUUGUCUUAAUUACUAAGGCCAAUGAAGACAUUGCUUUAAGAAUGGCACGAGAAUAUUUUAUUACACAGGAACCAAUGAAUAAAUGUCGUGGUAUGAAGUGGACAGAGGAAGUUGAAGAUUAUUGGAAGAAAGAUAUGAACACUGGUCUUUCUCUAAUGCUCUUGCAUGAUGAAGAUGAUGAUCCAAUAGCCUUUCUAACCAUCGAAAUCGUCCGAUUUGAUGACAGAUGUGAUAUUGAAGGUAUUCAAUACCAAGCUUAUAAAGACCUCGUUCGCUGCUUGGCUGAUUGUGACCGGAAUGCGGACUUCUUUGGCCAUUUUCAAACUAAGGAAGCUUUUCACUUCAUUUCUUUGGGAGUGACUCCGAAAUACGGACAACGUGGCUAUGGGACAAAGAUAAUUAACUUUGCAAUUGAUAUGGUGCGAAAUUUUGAAAUUGAUCCGGUGUAUAUUCAAGUAGAAGGUUCAUCCAAUUUUUCAAAGAAAAUUUUUGAAAGGGCAGGUAUGGAAAUCUUACAUGAGAAAUAUUUUGAAGAUUGGGAAUUUGAAGGGAGGAAACCAUUCCAGAAUACGGGCAUUCAUAAGUCUCUUUAAAUCUAUGGACUGAAAUUGUCUGCAAAAUAACAUUGUUGGUGUGAUACAGUCAUAACUUUAUUGUUAUCAGCUAUUUUAGUUACAUUACAAAAAAAGAAACCAGGCUAGUUGUACCAUAUGUAAUUUCCAAUUUUUGACUUCAGGUCCGUUUCCAGUUUAACAAUUUAUUAUAUUUUUUGAUUGAGUUCACUUUACGUGGGGCAACAUAGCAAGAAAUGGUAUUCAGAUUCAACAUUUUGUGUCACAUUUUACAUAUUCAUAUGCAUUUAUAUACAUAAGGUUUCUAUCAGUCCCAGAAUAUCUUCCGCUUUCGAUUUCAAGGGAAUGUGAGACGAGAUCUUAGACGAGACAUUUUUUCUAGAUAUGUCAAAAAUUAAUAACAUCUAAGUAUAUUUCGUACACAAAUAGAGUUUUAAACUGUCUAUAGUAGAAUAACUUAGAUUUAUUUGAAACAGUUUCAUUCCAAGCUUGUACAUAUUCGUCACGUUACGUGACGUAAUCUUUGUUUAAACAUAUAUUUCAUAUAGUUUGUAUCAAUGUUAUUUGUAUUUCAUAAAUAACUAUUCCCUAAAUUAUCUAAUAAACAUUCAUUCUUUG